Molecule: messenger RNA, 3749 nt
Organism: Ricinus communis (castor bean)
Lineage: Eukaryota; Viridiplantae; Streptophyta; Magnoliopsida; Malpighiales; Euphorbiaceae
Product: protein CTR9 homolog
Exons: 24
Coding region: 206-3484 (1092 amino acids)
Biological process (GO): regulation of DNA-templated transcription
Cellular component (GO): Cdc73/Paf1 complex
Molecular function (GO): RNA polymerase II complex binding
Source: RefSeq, a predicted model, not a curated record
UUUUAAGUUACUGAGCGUUAAAUCAACAGAGAACUCAAAGAAAUUUUGACAUUCAUGUCACCUGUCACUGAAGCUGCAAUUGACUAGCCAUGCCUACUCAUGUCUUUUACCGUUAAAGAAGCAGCAAGCUAGAAGAAACAGCGCGCUAGUUAGGGAUUGUAAUUACUUUUAACUUUUUGUAUUGAGGAAGCAUAAUUGUAAUCAAAUGGCUUCAGUUUAUAUUCCGGUACAGAACUCAGAGGAGGAAGUUAGGGUAGCACUGGAUCAGCUUCCUCGAGACGCUUCUGACAUUCUUGAUAUUCUUAAAGCCGAACAAGCUCCUCUCGAUCUCUGGCUUAUAAUUGCUAGAGAGUAUUUUAAACAAGGAAAACUUGAACAAUUUCGACAGAUAUUGGAGGAAGGAUCUAGUAAUGAUAUUGAUGAGUAUUAUGCUGAUGUUAAAUACGAUAGGAUUGCUAUCCUAAAUGCAUUAGGGGCAUACUAUAGCUAUCUUGGGAAAAUUGAGACGAAGCAGAGGGAAAAGGAGGAAUACUUUAUACAGGCUACCAGAUACUAUAAUAAAGCUUCAAGGAUUGACAUGCAUGAGCCUUCUACUUGGGUUGGGAAAGGUCAGCUGUUACUUGCCAAGGGAGAAAUAGAACAGGCAUAUAAUGCUUUUAAGAUUGUACUGGAGGGAGAUCGUGAUAAUGUAUCUGCUCUUUUGGGUCAGGCAUGUGUUGAAUACAACCGCAGUCAUUACAAUGAAUCUUUGAAAUCUUACAAGAGGGCACUGCAAGUGCAUCCUGAGUGUCCUGGAUCUGUAAGGCUUGGUAUAGGUCACUGCUACUAUAAAUUGGGCAAUUUAAAAAGAGCUUGGCAAGCAUUUCAACGGGUUUUGCAGUUAGAUCCAGAAAAUGUUGAAGCUCUUGUAUCACUUGCAAUUUUGGAUUUGCAAACAAAUGAAGUUAAUGGAAUAAGGAGAGGAAUGGAAAGCAUGCAGAGAGCUUUUGAGAUAUAUCCCUAUUGUGCAAUGGCACUGAAUUAUUUAGCAAAUCACUUUUUCUUCACCGGUCAGCAUUUUUUAGUCGAGCAACUAACUGAAACUGCUCUUGCCGUGACUAAUCAUGGGCCAACAAAGUCGCACUCAUUCUACAAUUUAGCACGCUCUUACCACAGCAAGGGGGACUAUGAAACAGCUUCAAGGUACUACUGGGCAUCUGUGAAGGAAACCAAUAAGCCCAGUGAAUUUGUGUUUCCUUAUUAUGGACUGGGACAAGUACAGCUGAAGUUAGGAGAGAUUAAAAAUGCAUUGUCAAAUUUCGAGAAGGUUUUGGAGGUCUACCCUGAUAACUGUGAGACAUUGAAAGUUCUUGGGCACAUUUAUGCUCAGCUUGGGCAGACUGAGAAGGCUCAAGAAUAUUUGAGGAAGGCUACAAAAAUUGAUCCGCGGGAUGCACAGGCAUUUCUAGACCUGGGUGAAUUGCUGAUUUCAUCAGAUACAGGAGCUGCUCUUGAUGCCUUGAAAACUGCACGCAGUCUUCUUAAAAAGGGAGGUCAUGAAGUGCCAGUAGAAGUGCUUAAUAAUAUUGGAGUUAUUUAUUUCGAAAGAGAAGAACUGGAGCUUGCUCUAGAAACUUUCAAGGAGGCUGUAGGUGAUGGAAUAUGGCUUGCUUUUCUCGAUGGUAAAGCAAAAACCUAUACAAUUGAUGCAGCAGCAUCUAUUCUGCACUACAAAGACAUGCAAUUUUUUCAUCAGUUAGAGCAAGAUGGUCAUCGUGUCGAACUACCUUGGGAUAAAGUUACUGCGUUAUUUAACUUGGCCAGAUUGCUUGAGCAGAUGCAUAAUAUAGAAACUGCAAAUGUGCUAUACGUUCUUAUAUUAUUUAAGUAUCCAGACUACGUGGAUGCUUACCUGAGGCUGGCUGCCAUUUCAAAAGCUCGAAAUAAUCUUCAAUUAAGCAUUGAACUGGUCAAUGAGGCUCUAAAGGUGAAUGACAAGUGCCCAAAUGCGUUAUCUAUGCUUGGUGACUUGGAGCUGAAAAAUGACGAUUGGGUUAAGGCAAAAGAAACCUUUCGUGCUGCUAGUGAAGCAACUGAUGGGAAGGAUUCUUAUGCGAUUCUCUCUCUGGGGAACUGGAACUACUUUGCUGCAAUACGGAACGAGAAAAGAAAUCCCAAGUUGGAAGCUACUCACUUGGAGAAAGCCAAGGAACUUUAUACCAGAGUUUUAGUUCAGCAUACAGCUAAUCUAUAUGCCGCCAAUGGUGCUGGAGUAGUCUUGGCAGAGAAAGGACAUUUUGACGUCUCAAAAGAUCUUUUUAUGGAAGUCCAAGAGGCUGCAAGUGGUAGCAUUUUUGUUCAGAUGCCAGAUGUGUGGAUCAACUUGGCACAUGUCUAUUUUGCUCAAGGCAAUUUUGCAUUAGCUGUGAAGAUGUAUCAAAACUGUUUGCGGAAGUUCUACUAUAGUACAGACUCUCAAAUUCUCUUGUAUUUGGCUCGCACACAUUAUGAAGCUGAACAGUGGCAGGAAUGCAAGAAAACAUUACUUAGAGCUAUCCACUUGGCACCAUCAAAUUACAUUCUAAGGUUUGAUGCAGGUGUUGCAAUGCAAAAAUUCUCGGCAUCUACACUACAAAAGACAAAGAGAACAGUAGAUGAGGUGCGCUCAACGGUUGAUGAGCUUGAAAAUGCUGUUCGUUUAUUUAGCCAGCUGUCAGCUUCUUCCAACCUUCACUUCCAUGGGUUUGAUGAGAAGAAGAUCAACACUCAUGUUGAGUAUUGCAAGCAUUUAUUAGAGGCUGCAAAAGUUCAUCGCGAAGCAGCUGAGCGUGAGGAGCAGCAAAACCGGCAAAGACAGGAAGUUGCUCGUCAGAUGGCAUUGGCUGAGGAGGCCCGUCGGAAGGCUGAAGAACAAAAGAAAUUUCUGUUGGAGAAGAGAAAACAGGAAGAUGAACUAAAACGGGUGCGGCAACAAGAGGAGCAUUUCGAGCGUGUAAAGGAGCAAUGGAAGACUAGUACACCUGGUUCUAAACGGAGGGACAGAUCUGAGGUAGACGAGGAGGAGGGGGGCCAUAGUGAAAAGAGGAGGAGAAAAGGUGGAAAGAGGAGAAAGAAGGAGAAGAGCUCAAAGUCACGCUAUGAGAUAGAAGAAGGAGAAGCUGACAUGAUGGAUGAUCGUGAAGAGUUGGAAGAUGAGGAUGCCAAUGUGAAUUACGGGGAACACAAAAACCGGUUGGAUAAUCAGGACGAAGAUGCAGAAGAAAAUGCUCAGGAUCUUCUUGCAGCAGCUGGGCUUGAAGAUUCUGAUGCAGAGGAUGCUGCACCUUCAUCAACAGCUAGGAGGAGGAGGGCAUUGUCAGAAUCUGAUGAUGAUGAGGUGUUAGACAGUAAAUUACAGUCCAGUCCAGUCCGUGGAAAUUCUGCAGAAUUGCAGGAGAGUGAUGGAGAAAUCAGGGAGGGUGCUGACAAGCAAUAUGGUGAUGCUGCUUUCGAUGAUGAGGAUUGAUUUUAAAGAUUUUUAACUUUAUAGCAAUAGGAACAAAUUAACAUGCAAAUAUUUUGAGAAAGGUGAAUGCUGUUGUGCACUAGAGGAUUAGAAUUCCUUUGAUUGUUUGAAGAUGUUUGCGGGGCUGCCCACCGUAGAGUUGUCAUGCAAUUUAUAGGUUUUUGUAUGUUGUACUGAUGCAAGUAAAUAUUAAUUCGAUAGCAACUUUCGCAUUUUCAUGGCUUGUAUAUAUAUUUUGUUUUCUAUUAAGUCUAAAAUUUCGGUA